Messenger RNA from Danio rerio (zebrafish), 3303 nucleotides. Lineage: Eukaryota; Metazoa; Chordata; Actinopteri; Cypriniformes; Danionidae. The record is from RefSeq and is a predicted model, not a curated record.
GAGAGAGAAAGAGAGGGAGAGAGAGGGUGUGUGUGUGUAGCCUGUACUGUAUGCGAGAACGACUGAGUGCAGUGUUUGUGCGGACUCGAGGCGCAGAAAGAGAGAGAGAGACACUUGGAACCGUGACAGAAAAAUAAACGGGGAUCCAACAGAUCUGAAGACACGGAGUCCUCAUCUCAUCAUCACCGUCCAUCCAGCCGCGCGUCUCUGCGACAGAAGCCCGCGUCUCCUUCAGACCUGCUGCGGUGGACCCACGAUUCAUUUAUACGCUCCAGCAUCUUGACAGAGACUGAUCUUACAUGUACAUAUUCAUUAUUAAGACAUACCUGCUGCUAUUUUCAUCUUUAUUCUGAUUGUUCGUCUGAUUGAUUCAUCGAUCUCGGCUUUAUUUGACAGUGGCGAUGAUCGUCCACACAUAGGCUGCUGCUCCUCGAGCUGAAGGACUGCAGUGGAGGACGGGUUUCCCAGGGAUACGUUUGGAUUUUUUUUCUUAGCGUAGUAAGGACUCCAUCAGCAUCACUUGUGUACGAGGACCGUUGAAAAUGGCCGUGUUUUAUUCUUGACACCUCAACACGGCGGAGAACAGAGUCUCUUCAGGUAUUUUCUCGAUCCGAGUUUCAGCAUUAUCCGGCUAUGAUGUAGACGCUCACGGCAAUACGCUCAUCAUCAGUGUUCCUUAUUGAGUAUUAAUUAGGAUCAACCCAGGGCCUUCUUCUGAUUUCUGUCAUCAAAAUGCCGGCUGGAAUGAAGCCUCUUGAAAAAUUCUUGAAGAAGCAGACCAAUGCACUCACUCGGGCGGGUGGUUUUGGGGAGAAGGCUACCGGCACCGGGGCAUCCAGACGGCGGGCCAGCCUGUCCCGUGUGGUGCCAUUCUUCAGGGAGACGUCUCCCGAGAGCGGCCCGGCGAGGGAGGUGUUCAGUCCGGAGACCGAAGAAGCGCCGUGCUGGCCCUCCGCAACUGCGGACAUCAGGAGCCCGUCGCUGUCCAGCGAUGAGCAGAGCUCGGAGGCGAGUCUGGACACGAACUGGACCCCUCUGCCCGCGGACACUCCAGAGAACCUAGCGCUGGCGCUGCUGGACAGCGUGGCGGGAAAGCGGUACGCCAACUGCACAGAAAUACUCCUGGAUGACUUCAUGCUAACACACCCAAUCUUCUUGGCUCCAGACAAGUUCCAGCAGGUCUUGCUUCAGCAAUUCAGUUCAGAGGGUAAGCAGGGUGAGGGUUGGCCCGGGUGGGAUGGAGCAGAGCGAAAACUUGCAGUUCUGACUGUGGCCUUCCGCUAUCUGGACACAUACAGAGACUUACUGCAGGAGGAGGGCGAUCGCUCCAACACCUUCCCAAAGGAGCUGUAUUUGUGUGCGGUUGACGAGCUCAACCGCUUUCCUGAACUGGUGGAAGACGUGCUGAAACUGCAGCGCUGGACUGAGAUAUUACACAGCCCAGCCGAGGAGGACAAGGAAAGUCGUAAGAAGCAAGUUCGCCCACUCUUCCGACACUUCAGACGCAUCGACGCCUGCCUGCAGCCCCGAGAGGCUUUCCGUGGCUCAGACGAGAUCUUUUGCAGGGUUUACACGCCAGAUCAUUCAUACGUUACCAUACGAAGCCGUCUUUCAUGCCGGGUUGGGGAGAUCUUGGCUUUGGUGAAAGAGAAGCUCCAGUACAGCGAGGACCAGCCAACCCAACCUGCCAACCUCAUACUGGUGGCUGUCACCUCAUCAGGGGAGAAGGCUGUGUUCCGUCCGAGCGACGAGGCCGUUUUCACCACUCUCGGUGUGAACACCCACCUGUUCGCCUGCGAGCCGGCGGAGCUCGAGAGCCUGAUUCCUCUGCCUGAGGAGAUCCACUGGACACCAGGAGACAGUAAACUGCAUGACAUGAGUGCAGAGGAGGUGGCCAAUCAGCUGGUGGUGUUCGACUGGGAGCUCUUCAGCUGUGUGCACGAGGUGGAGUUUGUGUGCUACGUGUUUCACGGUGAGCAGGCUCGCUGGCGCCCCCUAAACCUGGAGCUGAUCUUGCAGCGCUGCAGUGAAGUCCAGCACUGGGUCGCCACCGAGAUCCUGCAGUGCCAGUCACUGCCCAAGAGGAUACAACUGCUGCGCAAGUUCAUCAAGAUCGCAGCCUUAUGUAAGCAGCAGCAGGAUCUGCUGUCGUUUCUGGCUCUGGUUCUGGGUCUGGAUAACCCUGCUGUGAGCCGCCUGCGUCUGACCUGGGAAGGUUUGCCAGGAAAGUUCCGGAAGCAGUUUCAGCAGUUUGAGAGCAUUGCAGACCCUUCAAGGAACCACAAAUCAUACCGAGACCUUCUAGCGAGUCUGAGAGCCCCACUCAUACCCUUCACCCCACUGCUGCUCAAGGAUCUGACUUUCCUUCAUGAGAGCUGUAAGACUUUCCAUGGAGAGCUGGUUAAUUUUGAGAAGAUGCACAAAGUGGCGGAGAUGGUGCGCAGCAUCAGGCGGUAUCGGAGCUCUCAGUUAGCUAUGGAGGCCGAGCCGUCCCCUUCGCACCUCCAGACGAAAGCGUACGUCCGGCAGCUGCAGGUCAUCGACAAUCAGAACCUGCUUUUUGAGAUGUCCAGCAAACUGGAGCCAAAAGACAUGUGAAGGGACCUACAAGCCAUAUCUAGAAAACCUCCAGACACAGACACUUCAUUCUCCACCGUCACGGAUCAAGCCAGCUGGGCUGUCAAUCAUCUCAGGCUCCGCCUCCGCAUCACCGAUCGACGAAUAGUGUCCAUGAAUUGUGCUUUGAGUGAGAUUCUGUGUCAGUGUUGAUUAUGAGCAUUCAUUAUUCGCCAUAUCUGGAUUCGUUUUUCAGACUAUUUUUCUGCUGAAGGGAAACCUCUCCUGAUUGCACUGCCAUCAGUCGAACUGAACCAAACCGGAAUAAGCUUAUUCGUAUUGUCGUCCGGGCCUUCAGAAACACUGCACUUUUUCAAUUUUAUUUUAUUUUACUCAUUCAUGACCCUUAAAUACAUGUGACAAUCUGACCUGUGGUCUUCCCUCGUCCCUUGCCAACACUGGCACUUACUGCACCCCAUGUGCAAACUGGCCUGCAGUCAUUCAAUGUUUGUGUUCUGAACAAUAUGGAUCCCCAGCCAUCAAUAGAGUCCCAAUCCAAGACCAGCUCCACUAUCCUGAAGACAGAGGACAUCGGUGAAUGUAGCUACUGCGUAAACCACUUCAUGUCAGUGUUCAUCAUGAAAACCAAACAGCAGGUAUACAGUGCUCAGCAUAAUUGAGUACAGCCCAUUUUGUAAAUGAAUAUUUUUCUCCAUUUCUCAGUGAAUGUAGGAAAUGUUUGUUUAG